AUGUCAAAUAAUUCAAGCUGUCCUCCCGAGCCCAAGCCUGGCGAGCCAGGUUACGUGAAUACCGACCGAAUCUGUGGUGCCACCUGGUCCGCAACCAAUUUGCUGGUUCUUUCGCCCAUUGUUGGAGAAUGGAUGAAAAGAGUGUACACAAACGUUCAGAAAGGGAUGGAAAAGAUUCAAUCCUUCCAACGCCGAACCCAUUGGCCGAAGUUUUAA
Molecule: messenger RNA, 216 nt
Organism: Penicillium malachiteum
Lineage: Eukaryota; Fungi; Ascomycota; Eurotiomycetes; Eurotiales; Aspergillaceae
Exons: 1
Coding region: 1-216 (71 amino acids)
Source: RefSeq, a predicted model, not a curated record